AUUCAAAGACAUAAUACUAUUAUCCCUGAUUUACGUACGUUGUCCGUAAAUGAAAAUAAAAUAGGUCAACAGGUGUCAAUGUCAGCUGUCAAACACCUUUUGCCAGACGUUUUCAUGUGGCUGUGUUUUGGUGAAGUGGCUUGCUUGGCGUUACGAAAUCUGAGAAAUUGUACUAAAACGUUUAUGAUUUGAGUUUUCCACAUCAUUUAUAGGGAGAACUUUUGGUAUUCCAAGUAAUCAGUGAAACAAAGUAAGUGAUGAGGCAAAUCUUUUGCCUCCGAAUAGCCAGUAGAGUUCUGACCGCCACAAUGAGAAGCCACACAUAUUUUGACUCCUUGGGCUCCCCCAGCAUCAUGGCCCAAAUCCUCAAUGGAAACGCCAUAGCUAAAGAUGUAAAGGACGAGUUGAUCGUGAAAAUUCAAAAAUGGGUUGCGGAGGGACACCGACCACCAUCUCUGAAGUGCAUCAUUGUUGGCGACGAUCCAGCAAGCCACACUUAUGUCCGAAACAAAGUUACAGCCGCAAAGUACUGCGGUAUUGAUGCUGAAACUAUACGAUUGGAUAGUGAUAUUACUGAAGAGUUUUUACUGCACAAGAUAAAUGAACUUAAUAACAGUAAUGAAGUAGAUGGUAUACUCAUACAGUUGCCAGUUCCGGAUACAAUGGAUGAGAGGAAAAUUUGCAAUGCGGUGUCUCCGAAAAAGGAUGUGGACGGCUUUCAUAUCAUCAAUGUAGGGCAACUGUGCUUGGAUAUGCCUACUAUUGUGCCUGCCACAGCUCUUGGUGUUGUGGAAUUGCUUAAAAGAGCGAAAAUCGAGACACACGGUCGGGACGCUGUUGUGAUUGGUCGAUCGAAGAAUGUGGGCAUGCCGAUAGCAAUGAUGCUCCAUACCGACAAGAGGCAUGAAAGUGGCCUCGGCAUGGACGCCACAGUCACUAUCUGCCACAGACAUACACCCAGGGCGAAACUGGAGAACUAUUGUCGGAAUGCUGACAUCAUUAUUAGUGCUACAGGUAUCCCUAACCUAAUUAAAGCGGAUAUGGUGAAACCCGGUGCCACGGUCGUAGAUGUCGGUAUUACAAGAAUUACAAAUGCCGAAGGGAAAAACAAGUUAGUUGGCGACGUUGAUUAUGAAGAAGUCGUAAAAGUCGCCGGUGCUAUAACACCCGUUCCCGGCGGCGUGGGACCCAUGACGGUAGCCAUGUUGAUGCAGAACACCUUCCAAGCGGCCAAGAUGCUUCGUGACAAGACAACUGUCCUGCAGUGAGUUAUUUCUGAAGGCUCUGUCUAUUUCGGGACCAAGUUAAAAUUUUAUAACAAAUAUCUGAAUAUUUGGAGGGUUAAGUGCCCGUCUGAGACAUUUAAUUGAAUUUUAUUUGGCAUAAAAAUAGUUAUUGACAGAGGUAUUAUUUUUUUUUUUAUUUCACGCAUAGAAACUGUUGGCUUUAAUCCAUAAUCAAAUAUAUGUAUAUGAUAUUUUAUACUUUUACUUACUUAUAUAAAUGGUGAAGUAAAUAAUAUUUUUUGAAAAUAAGCUUGGUCGGAAUAAAGUUUAUAGAAUUUUUUCAAUGGUGAAAUAAUGUCGGUUAAUAGGGUCUUAAUUUGAAUAAUUAAAUUAGAAUCUUUGUUCAAGUCGAACUCUUAAAACUUAGCCUCGCUGGGAGUAAAUAAAACCGAAUUUAUUUCAAUGUUGCCAGGAUGUUGAUUUAAUUGUUUUGACAGCAACAGGAAAAACUUAUUGCCAGUCUCAUAUACUUCAAAAUUAAACACUAGAAUUUCACCAAUAAAAGAUUGCAGUAGGCUGGUUCUAUGCAUUUAUGAGAAUAAUGUACAGUCAACGGCAGAGAAACGUGAUCCCAAAGGUUUUGGAAACUAAACGAGGUGGAGUCAUGUUUCCCUGUAUGCACUUGUAUUUUUGCAAUACUUGUUUAGGUACUAAGUAGUACUAAGUAUAUCUGUUCAAAUGGACUUCCAUUAUAAAUUCGAAUAGUUUUAUUGUGAAUUAAUGCCCAUACAUUUGUUUGUAAUUACAUUUCAUGAAGCAGCGUGAACAUUUAAAAAGGAUAAUUAUAAAGUAAAAUAUAAGCUUUAAUGUUUUCCGUAAAGCUAUUUUUUACUUUGAAAAUUGUAAUAAUCAAUUGAAUAUAAUAAUAUUUUUUCCUAAUUAAAAGUAUGUAGCGAAAAUUAUUAUAAUAUAGAUCUUAUGAAAAGUAUUAUAGGUUUAGUUUAUAUCUUUAUUGUUAUUUGUAUUACAUACGAGUGUUACUUUAAGUCUUCUUUUCAAGUUUGGCUGUGAAAGCGAGCAUUUUCUAUCUUUUAAGGACGUAUUAAAAUUGGUGACAUAAUAUUCUAUGAAUCAACAACUUCAUUGAGUGAGGUCAUUGCCUUAUUAAGUAAAAUGUGUGUAGUGUAGGACAGUAUAUAGAUAAAAUACAUACAAUUGAUAUGUCAAUUUCAAAGUACGUCCUUGAAAAAUAAUUUCUUUAUAUUUUAGAUACUUAUAUUUAAUGACUAUUAAAAUGUAAUACAUUACCUAAGUAUAUUAAGACAUCUGGUUUCUAUUUAAAAAUAAAUAAACU
Messenger RNA from Amyelois transitella, 2580 nucleotides. It is a transcript of the gene Nmdmc, whose product is annotated as bifunctional methylenetetrahydrofolate dehydrogenase/cyclohydrolase, mitochondrial. Gene Ontology annotation, biological process: tetrahydrofolate interconversion. Bases 258 to 1268 code for a protein of 336 amino acids. Gene Ontology annotation, molecular function: methylenetetrahydrofolate dehydrogenase (NAD+) activity; methenyltetrahydrofolate cyclohydrolase activity; methylenetetrahydrofolate dehydrogenase (NADP+) activity. The record is from RefSeq and is a predicted model, not a curated record. Lineage: Eukaryota; Metazoa; Arthropoda; Insecta; Lepidoptera; Pyralidae. The transcript is spliced from 7 exons. Gene Ontology annotation, cellular component: mitochondrion.